AUGGCUUCCUCCGAUGUUGUUGUCGCUCACUCAGCCUUCGAUGCUCUCCGCCUUGGAAGAUCUGCCCAGUUCAUCGUCGGUCGUCUGCUACGAUUUUGGGACUCUAAGAACAUUAAGAAACAGGGUGAAUUCAUGGGAAUCACUCUGGUCCUCCUUGAUGAGAAGCCGCUAAUCCAAAACUUAACUCUUCGAUUGCAGAACUCGGUUAUACAUGGAUUCAUUCCUUCUGGUCGCUCCCCUUAUUACCGUCCGUUACUGAAAGUGGGCUCAGUCGUGAGAGUUUCGCGCUUUGAGGUUGCAAGAUGUACAAAUAUGUACAAGAUAACAGACCAUCCUUUCGUGAUCCGGUUCAUCCCUCAAACAACCAUUGAUGAAGUUGUCGCUAACGCUCCCAUUAUCAACGUUGAGAAAUUCAUGAUACGCAAGUUUGACCCUCUCUAA
Brassica oleracea var. oleracea is the source of this 441-nucleotide messenger RNA. RefSeq lists its product as uncharacterized. NCBI's taxonomy places the organism in Eukaryota, Viridiplantae, Streptophyta, Magnoliopsida, Brassicales, Brassicaceae. The coding region runs from base 1 to 441 and encodes 146 amino acids. The transcript is spliced from 2 exons. The record is from RefSeq and is a predicted model, not a curated record.